This is a messenger RNA of Hemibagrus wyckioides, 3605 nucleotides long. Its product is annotated as connector enhancer of kinase suppressor of ras 3-like. Bases 237 to 3224 code for a protein of 995 amino acids. Gene Ontology annotation, molecular function: protein binding. Lineage: Eukaryota; Metazoa; Chordata; Actinopteri; Siluriformes; Bagridae. Gene Ontology annotation, biological process: regulation of signal transduction. Gene Ontology annotation, cellular component: cytoplasm; membrane. The record is from RefSeq and is a predicted model, not a curated record. The transcript has 25 exons.
UCUCUGUCAUUUAAUCUGUUUCACUGCUUUUCUGGAGCGACUCUCCUGACCUCGCUUGUUCAGCUGCCCUCAGUUUCAGUGAGUGAGAGCACCAGUGUUCAUUUUAAACUGGAAUACUUUUCAACUUGGUAGAACGAUGGAAGAAUGAUUACAGUGUUCAGUGAGAGCCUCAAACUGUUGCGGCAGUCGACGUUUAGUUAAAACUUUCUAUUGCCUGGUAGAUCGAGUAAGAAACCAUGGAACCGAUAACCAAGUGGACACCUAAACAAGUAGUGGAGUGGAUGAGAGGUCUUGAUGACAGUCUCCAGCAAUAUGUUGCCAACUUUGAGAGAGAGAAGAUCAGUGGAGAGCAGCUGCUGAAGAUCUCGCACCAGGAUCUGGAAGAACUUGGGGUGUCUCGCAUCGGUCACCAGGAGCUGAUUCUGGAAGCGGUGGACCUGCUAUGUGCUCUGAAUUAUGGUGUGGAAACGGAUAACUUGAAAAACCUGGUGAUGAGAAUGAGAGCAGCAUCCAACAAUCUGCACAUCAGUACAUCAGAGCGCAGGAAGAUUCCUAUCUACGAGGGCAACACCUCUCACAAACCCCCCAAUGAGUUCCUCACCUCCGUGGUGGACCUGAUCGGUGCAGCAAAAAGCCUUCUCACAUGGCUGGAUAGAACCCCACUGACUGGGAUCAGUGACUUCACCAGUACCAAGAACAAGAUCAUUCAGCUGUGCCUGGAAUUGACCACCACGGUCCAACAGGAUUGCUCUGUUUAUGACAUGGAGGAGAAGAUUCUGGGCGUUUCCAAGGUGCUAAAUGUUAUCUGUGACCAGACUGUGAGAACAACCUCCGAUCCUCUAAUGAGCCAGCUGACAUGCCUGGAGGAAGUGCAGCUGACCAACAUCAAGCCAGGGGAAGGCCUGGGAAUGUACAUAAAAUCCACCUACGACGGGCUUCAUGUCAUCACUGGCACUACUGAACAAUCUCCUGCAGAUUUGUCUCGCAAGAUCCAUGCAGGUGAUGAGGUGAUCCAAGUGAACCAGCAGACAGUGGUGGGCUGGCAGCUGAAGAACCUGGUGGGUAAGCUAAGGGAGGACCCUAAAGGAGUGGUGCUGCUGCUGAAGAAGAGGCCAGCAGGCACAUCCGGCUUCACGCCUGCACCUCUUAAAAACAUGCGGUGGAAACCGCCCCAGGCACAGAGCUCCCAGUCACCCAGUAAAACCCAGUCACCUGACAGCAACAAUGGAUCAACCAGCAGGAAGCAAAAACCAGCGAUCUUGGACUUGUACAUCCCCCCACCUCCAUCCAUGCCUUACAUGCCACGGGAAGUGAGGACCAGCUCAUUCAGCAAUGUUAACAGCAGACCUAAAGGCUCAGAGUCGCCCAACUCCUUCCUGGAUAAGGAAAGCCACCGCCGCUUCACUAUCACAGAGCAUGACAAGCUGGCUGUCUAUCCUAUGGAAGCCAAUGUGGUGCAAACUCGACUUAGGGAGAGAAACUCCUCAUAUGGUAAACCACGGCCUCUCUCCAUGCCUGCUGAAACAUGUCUUAGUGUGACAGACCCUUACGCCAGGCCCUGGACACAAGGAAGGAAAGGGGAGGAUCUUUUGUACAGAUACCUCAGCAACGAGCGCAUACCUACUAUAGCUGAGGAGGUGCCUGCUAUGGGACGCUCAUACAACUCUACAGAUGAGCGAAGUGUACAAGGUGUUGAUCACGUUCGAAACAGCCGGUUCCUUGUCAGUGUAGACCUCCACAACAAUGCCACCAUCCCUUAUCAGGAAGACUUUGCCAAAAAUGCUAUGACGUCCACUCCGAAAAGACCCCCUGCGGAGCCCUCGCUACUGGAUCCUGACUGGCCAUCCAGCAAUGCGUUUAUGAACAAGUACAGCACCUCAGCAAUGCGAGCCUGGUCAUUCUCUCAAGCGGCAUCUUUCCCCAUCUCGCUAGCCCCUCGAACAGAUGCUGAUGAAUACAACCCUGUGUCCCUCAGGCACAAGUCUAAGAAGAAGACUCGAGACAAUGCAACAAUGAGCAGGAGGAGGGUUUCCGUGAAGGACCUGAACCCAGUGGACCACCAGGGCUGGCUUUACCGAAAGACUGCGGGGAAAGGGUUCCUAGGCAUUAAAUGGAAGAAGUACUGGUUUGUACUGAAGAAAACCUCACUGUAUUGGUACACCAACCAGCUUGCUGAAAAAGCAGAGGGUUACAUUAACCUGACAGAUUUUCUGAUUGACCGGGCAAUGGAGUGCAAAAAGAAAUAUGCUAUAAAAGCGUGCCACCCAAAGGCCACAAUUUUCUUCUUUGCUGCUGAGAAUCAUGAGGAGAUGAACAUAUGGCUGAAUAAGCUUGGUCUUGCGUCCAUACAGUAUGAACCCAUAGAAAGCCAUCCAGCUGAAUGUUACAGUGAAUCUAGUGAUCAUGAGGAGGCUGAGUCCACUGAAGCACCCCCUCCACCCUACUCUGAGCAGCUGCUGAACCAGACUGUGAACAAUCCACCAGGAACUGGACAACCACGGAGUCUUCCUCCUCCAUACUCAUCUCCUGUUCCCAGUGAGGCUUCCCCAUCCACUCCUGUGAGCACCAUGACGUCCCAAAGCUCUAUGUCCUCUCUGGCAAAACAGCGCCAGUCUUGGCUAGACCUUGUUUCCCAGGCUGGACCUACUGCUGCAGAGAACAUAGUGUCCUUUGCUCAGGUUCACGCUCAAGAAGACACAGCACCAAACUGCUGUAAGACUGCUGCUGCUCUGGCCCAAGAACCCCGGACCAGCGUAGAACCCACACAGCAUGCGCCGUCUCAUUCAGAACAGAACCUGAUCACACAUAACUUCAAAGUUGAGGAAAGCACUAGUGAUGAGAUGGAGAAAUUGUACAGAGAUCUGAAAAGGGCAAGCCUAUCUCCCAUGGGUGAGCGGAGGCCAUCAUCAAAACGGGAAUUCAGAGCUUCCUUUAUAAAGCGCUGCAAAAACCACAAAGUCAAUGACAAGUUGCAUCUCGUUCGAGCGCUCAACAGCACACUGAAGGCUAAAGAGGCAGAUUUGCUGACUCUGGAUCAGGUGCUAGCUGACCCUGCACUCACAGCAACUAAAUUCCGCCAGUGGAAGGAGACAAACAUUGUAUUGGUACAGGAAUUGCAUGCGAAAGUUCCUCCUCCUCCUCCUCCUCCUCCUCCUCAGACCCAAUCCUGUGAAGCCUCUGAUUUAACAGCUGCUGUUUCCCAUCUAACAGAGACCAGUUUAUAGACUGACUUCAAGCAUAAACGUUUAGAACGACAAGCAGGCCACAACGGACCAGAGUCUGAAACAUUUCCCAUUUUGCCAGAUAUUUUUAAAAAAAUGGAAGGACUUGAUGCAUUAUUUGUAUUUAUCUUGUAUUAUAUAUCCUACAUUUUAGAACCAUCAAGUGUCUCACCUCAUUGCUGGAGAGUCUGAUAAUGUUUUUGUGUUAGCUCCAGCUGGAGGAGUCUUUUUAAUUUUUAUUGUCUCCUGAUUUUUAGUGGACUAUUUUUUUAAAACUAUGUACAGUCUUAGAAUGUGUUUCUUGUAAAUGUUUGCUCACAUUCACAAAAUGGUUUAUUUCCAUUUUAGUGAGAUAAGAAUAAACACUCAUGCUCAAAACUGAAA